Molecule: messenger RNA, 699 nt
Organism: Leishmania braziliensis MHOM/BR/75/M2904
Lineage: Eukaryota; Euglenozoa; Kinetoplastea; Trypanosomatida; Trypanosomatidae
Exons: 1
Coding region: 1-699 (232 amino acids)
Source: RefSeq, a predicted model, not a curated record
AUGAACUCUGCUUCCUCUGGCGUGUGCCCGUCGGCACAGGAUGCCGCGUCGGAGGGGCUGCAGAGUUUCAUGACAGAGCUAAGCCGCCUCGAGGCUGCGUCGCGCUCACGUCUCCAGGAGCUGACCCACGCAAAGUCGACGGAACAGGGGUUGAGCGAGCACCUGGCGGCCGUCACGUUUGCCGCACAGAAGGCGCGAUAUGCAAGGCUGCAGGUGGAGCUAGACGCCGCCGCGACGCAGGUCAGGACAGAAGAGGCAAGGCGCGAGAGCGCAGAGGAGCGACAACGACUAAGCCAUCUCGUUGCUCAGCUGGAGCGCGUUAACGCGCUCAGCAGAUCUGUCGAAAACCAGAAGAAAGAGGACCAGGGUGGAGACUGUCUUGGCAUUUCGUGUGACGCCACCGUAGGCAACGGAGAGCUGUGGCGCUCACUAACCUGCAUUCAUCAACAUCCGCGGCUCUCGCACCUUUUCCUCACUCCUCUUGUGCGGCUUUUCACAAAACUUGGUGCUCAGUACACCGCAUCUCUCGGCGAUACGCACUUAGGGGAUCAGGCGGUGCCUGCGCUGCACUCACUGUGGUCCUUGGAUGCCUUUCAGGUGUGGCUGCACGAGCGCGCCUGUGGUACCCUUGCGGAUGACGACAUGCUGGCUCUUUCGUUCAUCGCGAAUGUGGCUGAUGCCACCUUGUCGUCAGAUUAG